AUGAAUCAAUUAUCCAUAAGAGAACCAAAAAAGUGUGAUGCUUGGGCUGGAAUUCUUAACGGUGUUGGUCAGAUGUUUGAGGGAGGGAAAGAGGAAGUUGUUGAUGUCAUGUUGAAGUAUCAAGUGGAGAGUAGGUACAAAGUCAAGCCUGAGAAGACUGAUCGGAAUCGUUAUACAGUUCAUUGCCUUUUCAAAGAAGAAAAAGGAUGUAAGUGGAGGUUCCACUCAUCUUUGGCAGUCAAAGACGGCCAUGCUUUUAAGUGCAAGACUUUUAUAUCGGAGCAUUCUUGUGGUUUGGCUUGCUCUGAUCCUUCAAAGCUUCGAAUGACGAAGAAUUUCAUCAAGAACAUUAUAAAAGACGAUAUUAGAGUUUCAAGUAAGCAGAAAACAUCCGCGGACAUUCAAGAUUUGUUUUUCAGGAAGUAUCAAGUUGACCUCACCUACCAUCAAGCAUAUCGUGGACUGAAAUUUUGCAAAGAAUGUAUUUGGGGAGACGAUAUUAAGUCGCAUUCUGAUUUCUUGUGGUAUGAAGAAGCAUUCAAGCGUCAUAAUCCAGGAAGUGUCAUUAAAUUUGAGUUUAAUGCUAAAAACCGACAGUUUGAGAGUUUUUUCAUUUCUUUCGAAGCUUGCAUCACAGGGUUCAACAAGUAUUGCCGUCCUAUGUUGAUUAUUGAUGCUACGGUUCUUACUGGAAAGUUUAGGGGUGGUCUUAUGGUAGCUUAUGGGAAAACUGGAAACCAAGAGAUAUUUCCACUUGCAUUUGGGCUUGUAUCUGGUGAGAAUGGUGAUAAUUGA
Molecule: messenger RNA, 795 nt
Organism: Papaver somniferum (opium poppy)
Lineage: Eukaryota; Viridiplantae; Streptophyta; Magnoliopsida; Ranunculales; Papaveraceae
Exons: 2
Coding region: 1-795 (264 amino acids)
Source: RefSeq, a predicted model, not a curated record